Messenger RNA from Rhododendron vialii, 1002 nucleotides. RefSeq names its product protein FAR1-RELATED SEQUENCE 4-like. The record is from RefSeq and is a predicted model, not a curated record. Lineage: Eukaryota; Viridiplantae; Streptophyta; Magnoliopsida; Ericales; Ericaceae. The transcript has 3 exons. Gene Ontology annotation, biological process: regulation of DNA-templated transcription. The coding region runs from base 1 to 1002 and encodes 333 amino acids.
AUGGAUAACUACAACUUGUCAUUUUCAGAUAGUUGGUCCGUUGAGAAUGAUGUUAUUAGUGGGAAGGGCGUCUCCCAUAAUUUUCGUGACUAUACACUUGAAUUCACAACUCACCAGAUUUUUCAAAGUAGAGACGACAUGGUAGCUUGGGUGCGAAGAGUCGGUAAAGAAAAUGGUAUUGUUAUUGUUAUUAAGAAAUUUGCUAGUUUAAUUGGUGGCAAGCUGCUAAAGUGCAUUCCUAGUUGUGAAGAAGUGGAAAGUAUCAUGUGGGGUAUAAGGGUUGAAUGUGGUUUCCAUAACCAUGAAACAGCAGAAUAUUUUGAUGGGCAUGAGUACUCGUCAAGGCUAACACCAGAGGAGAAAGAAAUUGUGCGCAACAUGGUGGACAACACAACGCCUCGUGAAAUUCUUAGUGUUUUAAAGAAAAAAAAUCCGUUAAACACUACAUGUGCCCAAAGCAUAUAUAACCUCAAAUAUAUAGAUAACAUAGCAGAACAAGACGGUCUAAGUCCUACUCAGUUUGUCUUGAAUCAACUAAUACAGAAAAGAUACCUUCAUGAAUAUCGUACAAAUCCAUACACCAAUGAAAUCACUGAUAUUGUUUGGAUUCAUCCUCAAAGCCUAGACUUAUUUGUGAACUUUCCGUCCAUAUUGGUCAUUGACGCCACAUACAAGACCAACGAGUACCGGUUAUCACUAUUGGAGGUUAUGGGUAUCACAUCCACAAUGUGCACUUACUCUCUCAUGUUUGCACAUCUUACAAAUGAGAAGGUAGAGAACUUGACAUGGGCCCUGAGUACCUUAAAGAAAUGGAUGCUUAGAAGGGGGGCAUUGUUGCCAUCGGUGUUUGUUACAAAUCGAGAUUUGGCGCUUCUUAGCGCCAUUGAAGCAUGUUUCCCCUCGGCACGUCACAUUCUUUGCAUUUGGCACAUCAACCAAUGCAUAAUAAAGCACUGCAGAGGGGUCCUUGGUCCGUCGUUUAACGACUUUAACAUGUCAUGA